Dipodomys spectabilis (banner-tailed kangaroo rat) is the source of this 1077-nucleotide messenger RNA. RefSeq names its product leukotriene B4 receptor 2 (gene Ltb4r2). The record is from RefSeq and is a predicted model, not a curated record. The transcript has a single exon. Gene Ontology annotation, molecular function: G protein-coupled peptide receptor activity; leukotriene B4 receptor activity. Gene Ontology annotation, biological process: neuropeptide signaling pathway; inflammatory response. Lineage: Eukaryota; Metazoa; Chordata; Mammalia; Rodentia; Heteromyidae. Gene Ontology annotation, cellular component: membrane. The coding region runs from base 1 to 1077 and encodes 358 amino acids.
AUGUCCGUCUGCUACCGUCCUCCGGGGAACGAGACUCUGCUGAGCUGGAAGGCCUCGAGGGUCACGGGCACCGCCUUCCUACUGCUGGCGGCGCUGCUGGGACUGCCGGGCAACUGCUUCGUGGUGUGGAGCUUGGCGGGCUGGCGGCCCGCGCGAGGGCGACCCCUGGCGGCCACACUGGUACUGCACCUGGCGCUGGCCGACGGCGCCGUGCUGCUGCUCACGCCGGUCUUCGUGGCUUUUCUGAUGGGGCAGGCCUGGCCGCUGGGUCUGGCGGGCUGCAAGGCGGUGUACUACGCGUGCGCCAUCAGCAUGUACGCCAGCGUGCUGCUCACCAGCCUGCUCAGCCUGCAGCGCUGCCUGGCGGUCACCCGGCCCUUCCUGGCGCCCCGGCUGCGCAGCCAGGCCCUGGCCCGCCUCCUGCUCUUGGCAGUCUGGUCGGCCGCUUUCUUGCUCGCGGUCCCAGCAGCCGUCUACCGCCACCUCUGGGGCGACCGCGUGUGCCAGCUGUGCCACCCGUCGCCGGCGCACGCCGCCGCCCACCUGGGCCUGGAGACGCUGACCGCCUUCGUCCUUCCCUUCGGGCUGGUGCUCGGCUGCUACGGCGCCACCCUGGCGCGGCUGCGGAGCGCGCGCUUGGGCUCCGGGCGGCGGCGGACGCGGGCUGGGCGGAUGGUGGGCGCCAUCGUGCUGGCCUUCGGCCUGCUCUGGGCCCCCUACCACGCCGUCAAUCUGGUGCAGGCGGUGGCAGCCCUGGCUCCGCCUGAAGGGGCCUUGGCCAUGCUUGGCGGCGCAGGCCAGGCGGCGCGGGCCGGAACCACCGCUUUGGCUUUCUUCAGCUCCAGCGUCAACCCCGUGCUGUAUGUCUUUACCGCCGGAGAUCUGCUGCCCCGGGCUGGACCCCGCUUUCUCACGCGGCUCUUUGAGGGCUCCGGGGAGGCUCGAGGGAGCAGCCGCUCUCGGGAGGGCACGAUGGAGCUCCGAACUGCUCCUAGGUUGAAAAUCAUGGGGCAGGGCGGGAGCAAUGGAGACCCUGGGGGCGGCCUGAAGAGGGGCAGUCAGGAAUGGGAUCCUUAA